CUCCAAACCAAACCCACUUCUCAAAGUCCCAAAUGGCAACAAGAAACCUUCUUGUACCUUCGGCACUCUCUCGUACAACUAAUUCAAUAAAUUCCUGUUACGCCACCAACUCCCCUAAUCCUUCCAAUUCUAUGUUCAGUAGGCUGCUGUUUUCUUCUUCAAAAUUAUCCCAUUUUCGCCCUAAUUCGCCACUCAAGUUUCGUCCUAUUUUUCUCUUAUCAUCUGCUCUUAAUCCACCAAUCAGAGUCUUUGCCAUGGCUGGAAAAGAUCAGACCUUUACAACCUCAACUUCUCAUCAAAACAAGCACACCAAUCGUCUUGCUUCAGAACACAGUCCUUAUCUUCUUCAACAUGCUCAUAACCCUGUUAAUUGGUAUCCAUGGGGUGAGGAGGCCUUUGAACAAGCUCGACAAAGGGAUGUGCCAAUUUUCUUAUCAAUUGGAUACAGUACCUGCCACUGGUGUCAUGUAAUGGAGGUAGAAUCUUUCGAAGAUGAUGGGGUUGCUAAAUUACUUAACGACGGGUUUAUUAGUAUCAAAGUGGAUCGUGAAGAACGCCCGGAUGUAGAUAAGGUGUACAUGACCUAUGUCCAAGCUCUAUAUGGUAGUGGAGGGUGGCCAUUAAGUGUCUUUCUUUCUCCUGAUUUGAAGCCUUUGAUGGGUGGAACUUACUUCCCUCCUGAUGACAAAUAUGGAAGGCCAGGUUUCAAAACCAUACUCAGGAAAGUGGAAGAGGCUUGGGAGAGUAAAAGAGAAGUGCUUGUUAAAAGUGGUACAUUUGCUAUCGAACAAUUGUCAGAAGCAUUAUCUGCUACUGCAUUGUCUGACAAAUUGUCUGAAGGACUUGCCCAGAGUGCAUUACGCGAUUGCACAAAAUCUCUUGCUGAAAGUUAUGAUCCAAAAUAUGGUGGAUUUGGUUCUGCCCCCAAGUUUCCCCGGCCAUCCGAGCCUCAAGCAAUGAUAUAUGAGUCAAAGAAAUUGUGGGAUUUAGGAAAAACAAGUGAAGCUGAACAACAUCUGAAAAUGGUGUCAUUUAGCUUGCAAUGCAUGGCAAGAGGUGGUGUCCAUGAUCAUGUUGGUGGUGGCUUUCAUCGUUACAGUGUAGAUGAAUGCUGGCAUGUUCCACAUUUUGAGAAGAUGUUGUAUGAUCAAGGUCAACUUGCCAAUGUGUAUCUUGAUGUUUUCUCUAUCACGAAAGAUGUGUUCUACUCUUGUGUUGCACGUGAUAUUCUUGAUUAUUUGAGGAGAGACAUGAUUGGACCCAAUGGUGAAAUCUUUUCUGCUGAGGAUGCUGAUAGUGCUGAAUCUGAAAACUCUACUAAGAAAAAAGAAGGCGCUUUUUACGUGUGGAGUAACAAUGAGGUUGAUGACAUAGUUGGCGAGCAUGCGAGUCUUUUUAAGGAGCAUUACUACAUCAAGAAAUCAGGAAACUGUGAUCUUUCUUCAAGGAGUGAUCCAGACAAGGAAUUCAAAGGGAAAAAUGUACUCAUUGAAAGAAACAAUGCAGACACAAUCGCAUCAAAAUAUGGUAUUCCACUGGAGAAUUAUCACCAAAUUCUCGGUGCAAGUCGUAAAAAACUUUUUGAUGCAAGAUCAAAACGCCCUCGACCCCAUCUUGAUGACAAGGUCAUUGUAUCUUGGAAUGGGCUUGUAGUUUCAUCGUUUGCUAGAGCAUCCAAGAUCCUCAAGAACGAACCUGAUGUAACAAAAUUCAACUUUCCUGUUGCUGGAACUGAUCCACAGGAGUACAUGGAGGUUGCAAAAAGAUCUUUGGAGUUCAUAAAGGAAAAUCUUUACAACCCCCAAUCUAGAAGGCUGCAACACAGUUUCAGGAAAGGACCUUCAAAAGCUCCAGGAUUCUUGGAUGAUUAUGCAUUUUUGAUUUCAGGGUUGUUAGAUGUGUAUGAGUAUGGUGGUGAGAUUUCAUGGUUAUCCUGGGCAGUUGAACUUCAAGAAACACAAGAUGAGGUGUUCCUUGACAAAACUGGAGGUGGUUAUUUUAACACCACAGGAGAAGAUGAUUCGGUUCUUCUCCGUGUGAAGGAAGACCAUGAUGGGGCAGAACCUUCCGGAAACUCUGUUUCAGCAAUAAAUCUCGUGAGGCUCGCGUCCAUGUUCACUGGGGAAAGAUCCGAUCGUUAUAAGCAAAAUGCUGAACAUCUUUUGGCGGUUUUUGAGAAGAGAUUGAAGGAAGCCCCGGUGGCUGUUCCAUUAAUGUGUUGUGCUGCUGAUAUGCUUGUGGUUCCUUCAAAGAAACAAGUUGUCUUGGUGGGGAAGAAAGCAUCUCCUCAGAUGGAACACAUGCUUGUCUCAGCUCAUGCAUCUUAUGAUCCUAACAAAACCGUGAUACAUAUAGAUCCGAGUGAUGAAGAAGAGAUGGGAUUUUGGGAGGAGAAGAACCCGAAUAUUUCUGCAAUGGCAAAGAGCAAUGCUGUAGCAGAAAAUGUGGUGGCUCUUGUUUGUCGGGAUUUUGCAUGUAAAGCUCCUGUUAUGGAUCCCAAAUCACUUGGAGCUUUACUUUUGUCAGGGAAAGCUUAGGUGUGUAAUCACUAAUCAGUAAUGUUUGUGUAUUUAUAGAGGUCAAUAAAAGGUUUGUGUAUAAUGCUACUACAGUGUUGAUAAGAUAUGUGUUAUGUUAUUAUGGCUUAGUAGGAACCAACAGUGAUAGAUUUUAUUGAUAUCUUAAAUACUUGAUCGCCAAU
Molecule: messenger RNA, 2701 nt
Organism: Lactuca virosa
Lineage: Eukaryota; Viridiplantae; Streptophyta; Magnoliopsida; Asterales; Asteraceae
Source: the annotation of a GenBank genome assembly